AUGGUCCUUGAAGAUCUGGGAAUAAAUGAAUGUGAUGAGUUGGCAUGUUUGAGGAAGCCUGGAUUUGGACUGGAAAACCUUGGUGGUCUGCGACGUUUAUGGAUCAAUGGGUGUGAUGGGGUUGUAUCGUUGGAAGAGCAAGGGCUGCCUUGCAAUCUUCAAUACUUGGAAGUGAAGGGAUGCUCCAACUUAGAGAAGCUGCCAAAUGCAUUGUACACCCUCGCAUCUCUUGCAUAUACGAUAAUUCAUAAUUGCCCGAAACUCGUGUCAUUCCCAGAGACAGGUUUGCCGCCCAUGCUAAGAGAUCUUAGUGUGAGAAAUUGUGAGGGUCUAGAGACACUACCUGAUGGAAUGAUGAUUAACAGUUGUGCCCUUGAGCGGGUGGAAAUUAGAGAUUGUCCAUCUCUUAUUGGCUUUCCGAAAAGGGAGCUACCUGUCACGCUUAAGAUGCUGAUAAUUGAAAAUUGUGAGAAACUAGAGUCUCUACCUGAGGGAAUUGACAACAACAACACUUGUCGUCUUGAAAAGCUACAUGUAUGCGGAUGUCCAUCUCUCAAGUCCAUUCCAAGAGGCUAUUUUCCCUCCACACUUGAGACGCUUAGCAUUUGGGGCUGCCUACAAUUGCAGUCGAUUCCAGGGAAUAUGCUACAAAACCUCACAUCUCUUCAAUUUUUGCACAUAUGUAAUUGUCCAGAUGUGGUGUCCUCUCCAGAAGCGUUCUUGAACCCCAACCUUAAAGCACUUUCUAUUACAGAUUGUGAGAAUAUGAGGUGGCCUCUAUCUGGGUGGGGCCUACGCACACUCACCUCACUUGAUGAGCUCGGGAUUCAUGGCCCAUUCCCAGAUCUGCUUUCUUUUUCCGGCUCUCACCUACUUCUUCCUACAUCUCUCACCUAUCUCGGGUUGGUAAAUCUCCACAACUUGAAAUCCGUAACCUCCAUGGGUCUCCGAAGCCUUAUGUCUCUUAAAAGUCUUGAAUUCUACAGUUGCCCUAAGCUCCGGUCUUUUGUGCCAAAGGAAGGGCUACCACCAACACUUGCAAGACUUGUAAUCUGGGAGUGUCCUAUUCUAAAAAAGAGGUGCCUCAAGGGCAAAGGAAAUGAUUGGCCCAAGAUUGGCCACAUCCCCUAUGUGGAAAUAGAUGAGAUUGUACAACAAUAA
Messenger RNA from Vitis vinifera (wine grape), 1161 nucleotides. Its product is annotated as putative disease resistance protein RGA3. Bases 1 to 1161 code for a protein of 386 amino acids. The record is from RefSeq and is a predicted model, not a curated record. Lineage: Eukaryota; Viridiplantae; Streptophyta; Magnoliopsida; Vitales; Vitaceae. The transcript has a single exon.